AUGAAUUACCUAGAAUGGAUUAUUACCAUCAUAAUGAUGAUUGAAUUUCUCUUAGGAAACUGUGUCAAUGUCUUCAUCAUUCUAGAGAACUUCAAGAGAAGAAAGAUCUCCUCAGCGGAUGGAAUUAUAACUGCUCUUGCAAUCUUCAGAAUUGGUUUGUUAUGGGCAAUGUUAAUUAACUGGCAUUCAACUGUGUUUUCUGAAGAAGCAUACAGUACGCAAUUAAGAGCUUUGGGUAUAAUAACCUGGGCUCUAAACAACCAUUUUAGCAAUUGGCUUGGGACCAUGCUCAGCAUAUUUUAUUUGUUCAAGAUAGCCAAUUUUUCCAACAGCCUGUUUCUUUAUAUAAAAAGAAAAAUUGAGAAUGUUCUUUUUGUGAUAUUCUUGGGAUCUUUUCUGUUUUUGUUUGCAUAUUUUGGUGUGGCGAACCAGACUGCUUGGGUUAUUGUUCCUGAACGAAAUGUGACUUCGAAGAGCAAACUGAAUGAUAUCGCCACCAUUGCAAACAUACCCCUCUUCAGCCUGAUAAACAUCACACCAUUUUGUAUAUCACUGACCUGUGUUCUGCUCUUAAUCUACUCCUUAAGCAAACAUCUCAGGAAUAUGAAAAUCCACGGAAAAGGAUGUCAAGAUCCCAGCACGUUGGUCCACAUAAAAGCCUUGCAAACUGUGGUCUCCUUUCUCUUAUUGUAUGCUACGUACUCUGUCUGUGUAAUUAUAUCAGGUUGGAAUUUGUUUAAUCCACUGGUCUUCUUACUGUGCAUGGUAACUGGUUCCUUAUACCCAGCUGGUCAUUCUUGUAUCUUGAUUUGGGCAAACCAAAAGCUGAAACAGGCCCUUCCAUUAUUUCUGAGACAGGUGAGAUGCUGA
Acomys russatus (golden spiny mouse) is the source of this 870-nucleotide messenger RNA. Its product is annotated as taste receptor type 2 member 120-like. Gene Ontology annotation, molecular function: G protein-coupled receptor activity; bitter taste receptor activity. Gene Ontology annotation, cellular component: membrane. The transcript has a single exon. NCBI's taxonomy places the organism in Eukaryota, Metazoa, Chordata, Mammalia, Rodentia, Muridae. The record is from RefSeq and is a predicted model, not a curated record. Bases 1 to 870 code for a protein of 289 amino acids. Gene Ontology annotation, biological process: G protein-coupled receptor signaling pathway; sensory perception of taste; detection of chemical stimulus involved in sensory perception of bitter taste.